Molecule: messenger RNA, 1908 nt
Organism: Papaver somniferum (opium poppy)
Lineage: Eukaryota; Viridiplantae; Streptophyta; Magnoliopsida; Ranunculales; Papaveraceae
Product: protein DETOXIFICATION 27-like
Exons: 8
Coding region: 156-1655 (499 amino acids)
Biological process (GO): xenobiotic detoxification by transmembrane export across the plasma membrane
Cellular component (GO): membrane
Molecular function (GO): antiporter activity; xenobiotic transmembrane transporter activity
Source: RefSeq, a predicted model, not a curated record
CUACUUUGGACUACUAGUGGACUUAAUAGUUUUGUGUAUUUGUAAAGGUGUUUUGGUCCAAAUAUGGAAUCCUCCUCCCUAUAAUAAAACCGAAUGAAAUAGAUCAGAACAGCAAAGUGGUGAGUGAGUAAACUACUACUAACUAGAUAAGGAAAAUGAAAGGCAGCAAAAGUGAAGGUGGAGAGGAACCGAUUAACGCCCCGUUAAUAGAAAAACAUUCGUCACCGGUAACUACAGUACUGCAACUGUAUCCUCAAAAUAAUGAAAUACGAGAUGAUUUACCAAGUAGAGUUUGGAUUGAAUCGAAGAAGUUAUGGCAUAUUGUUGGUCCAACUAUCUUCAGCCGUAUAUCUUCUUACUCUAUGUUCGUUAUCACCCAAGCAUUUGUUGGUCAUUUGGGUAACCUUGAGCUUGCUGCAUUUGCCCUGGCAACUACUGUUAUUGUUGGUUUUAUCUUCGGGUUAUUGUUGGGAAUGGCCAGUGCGUUAGAGACGUUAUGUGGUCAAGCAUAUGGAGCAAAACGAUACCAUAUGCUAGGAAUUUACUUGCAACGUUCAUGGGUUGUUUUAACUAUCUGUGCAAUUUUUCUUCUACCAGUACAGAUAUUCACUACACCGAUUCUUAAACUAUUGGGCCAACCAGAUGAUUUAGCUGAGCUAUCAGGCUUAGUGACGAUUUGGUUAAUUCCACUUCCUUUUGCCUUAGGUUUACAAUUGCCUUCACAAAGAUUUCUUCAAUGUCAACUCAAGACACCAAUAAUUGCUUGGAUAUCUCUGGGUGCCCUAUUGAUUCAUAUUUUCCUUACCUGGUUAGUCGUUUCAAAACUUGGUUUUGGUGUUAUUGUUGCUGCUGCUACGCUAAAUGUCUCCUGGUGGAUUAUAUUUUUGGGAAUGUUUGCUUAUAUUGUUGGUGGUGCUUGUCCUGAAACUUGGACUGGUUUUUCUAUGGAAGCUUUUUCUGGCCUUUGGGAGUUUUUUAAACUCUCUGUGGCUUCAGGCGUCAUGUUAUGUUUGGAGAAUUGGAACUACAGAAUAUUGGUUUUAUUGACUGGAAACUUGAACAACCCUACGGUUGCGGUCUCAGCUCUCACUGUCUGUAUGAGCAUAAACGGGUUGGAGAUGAUGAUUCCACUUGCUUUCUUUGCAGCAACCGGAGUAAGGGUUGCAAACGAGCUCGGAGCGGGGAAUGGAAAAGCUGCAAAAUUUGCUACCAAAGUUUCAGCAAUUACAUCUUUGAUAAUAGGGAUAUUUUGUUGUACAUUGAUAAUGAUUUUCCAUGAGAAGUUGGCAAUCUUUUUCACCACGAGCGAUGACGUCCUCCAAGCAGUUGACAACCUUUCAUUCCUCUUGGCCUUCACCAUUCUCCUCAACAGCAUUCAACCCGUUCUCUCGGGGGUAGCCGUUGGCUCAGGAUGGCAAGCCUCGGUAGCAUACAUUAACAUCGGCUGCUAUUAUAUCAUCGGCAUUCCACUUGGAGCCUUCCUUGGAUGGGGUUUCCAUCUUGGUGUUCCAGGAAUAUGGAGUGGGAUGAUAGGUGGUACCGCUAUUCAAACGUUGAUAUUGGUCAUAAUCACCAUUAGAUGUGAUUGGGAUAUGCAGGCUGAAAAGGCAAGCUCCCGGAUGAAAAUGUUGUCAAAUUCACUAGGAAAAUCAUAAAAGCAUUGUUGUUGCUGGUUUGGGAUUCUGGGUCUUCUGCUUUAUUUUUGCGUGUCUAUUUUGCUUUCAGAAAUGGGUGUUUUUCCUUUUUUUGGAAGUAACAGGUUGAAUGAGUUUUAUUGAUAAAAAGGAUGUGCAACUCUCAUAUUGCAACCUUAUGCUAAUUUCAAUUAUACAUCGCAAACAAGAACUUUAUGAGAGGCAACUUUCUGUCUCAGUGUAAUCGUUAUAAGCAGCAGCAUGAUUACAUAAA